Molecule: messenger RNA, 742 nt
Organism: Thalassophryne amazonica
Lineage: Eukaryota; Metazoa; Chordata; Actinopteri; Batrachoidiformes; Batrachoididae
Gene: mcee
Product: methylmalonyl CoA epimerase
Exons: 3
Coding region: 69-584 (171 amino acids)
Biological process (GO): L-methylmalonyl-CoA metabolic process
Cellular component (GO): mitochondrion
Molecular function (GO): methylmalonyl-CoA epimerase activity
Source: RefSeq, a predicted model, not a curated record
UGUCGGUGCUGCAGAUAAACAGGCUCUCCGAUAAACUGGGCUCUCGCUCGAAGGUUCCGACCAGAACGAUGGCGGCCGCAGUGAAGGUUACAGCAGGUCUUUCAAGAUGUUGUCGUCAGACACUCUUCAGAGUCCAUUCAACCACAGCAGCAACACAGCAGCGGGUCCCACAGUCACUGUGGAAGCUGGGGCGACUCAACCAUGUCGCUAUUGCUGUCCCAGACCUGGAGAAGGCCACGUCUCUCUAUCGAGAUGUCCUGGGGGCCACGGUGAGUGACAAGGUUCUGCUACCCGAACACGGAGUCUACACAGUGUUUGUGGAGCUUGGCAACACAAAGCUGGAACUGCUCCAUCCCUUGGGCGAGAAUAGUCCAAUCGCUGGUUUCUUACAGAAGAAUAAAGCUGGAGGGAUGCACCACAUCUGUAUUGAGGUUGAUGACAUCAAGGCAGCAAUUUCAGACCUGAAAGCCAAAAACAUUAGAACUUUGUCAGCAGAGCCACGAAUAGGUGCUCAUGGGAAACCAGUGAUCUUUCUUCAUCCCAAAGACUGUGAUGGUGUGCUGGUGGAGCUGGAAGAAGAAUGAACAUCUUGUACAUGUUGGGACUGUAAAGGGCAGUUCAUUCAUGUUUAUAUUCUAGUCACCAUAUAGCAAAUAUCAUGUUCCUUAAAGAAUUUAUGGUUUGAACUUAUCAGAAAGAAGCACAACUUGAACUUUUUUGUUAAUAAAUGAGUGUGCUACUU